UGUACCCAAUAACAUAAUUAGCAGUUAAUAUAAUGAUUCAAGAAAACUCAAAUCAGAAAGACACUGUAAUUACUCGAACUUUUUUAGGGUACGAAUUAAAUGUAGAACAGAACGUAAUUGUGAAUUAUUUAAUUCCGUCAAUAUUGAGUUGUCUACUGUACAUUGUGCAUUUUGCUUGUGACUUUGCAGUAUCAUAUAGACAUUUUCGUGAACGUAACCCAAUAUGGGGUAGCAUUACUGUGUUUAUUAUGUAUUUACCGGCCAUUUCGUGUUAUGUUUUAACUAUUUCGUCUUUAGAACUGUGGCCUAAAUUUGAAGGUUGCGGAAUGGAAAAUGUUAAAUGGUGUUUGUUAAAAACAUUACAACAUAUUUUCUUUCCAAUUUGGAGUAUGUGGAGAUUUGCCGAAAAAAUAUUUUGGUCAGUAGAGGGGAUAAGGACGAAGGACGAUGAACAACGCGAGGAUUUAAUAAACGCUAAAAUAGUAACGCCCCGCACAAUUGAACUCUAUUACUUCCUGCAGGGUUACCUACAGGCAGCACCGCAAAUUUUGUUUCAAAUGCAUACAUUAAUGAGGUAUGCAAAUUUGUUCGACAUAGACACAGUGGUCGCACAAGUGCUGUGUGUCGUGUGCUCGCUGGCCCAAAUGGCGAAAACUACAACCUUAUUCCAACGAUUUAAAUCCCAAAAUCUAGGAGGAAGGUGUUACCCAUGGUAUAAACCGUACAAAGCUCUUUACACAAUGUAUGACGGUCCCCGUUUACGGUCUAAGCCUGGCAUAGUGUAUAGAUGUCGCUUUACGUGCCCUAGACGUAAUGCGUAUUUGGACUUCCCCCAUCAAUCACCUGCAACAGACAGCAGAAGGAGUAGUGACUGUUACGAGCAACCAAUUGCAGCAAAAGACCAGAUUGAAUUUGGUCGUGAGACCUCAGUUAUUGACGGCCCACGAAGAUUAGUACUAAGAGAUGUAAACGAAACGGAUUUUGUUCAACCCAGACGGAUAGUAGACAUAAAGGCAUUACCUGAAGAUGAUAUCGGCGGAAAGACCAUAUCAUUUAUUUGGUGGAUGUGUUUUCUAAUUGCAAGAAUGUUAUCUAUAUCAACAUUUUCAUACUUUUAUCCAACGGAAAUUUUUUGGCUACUCUCGGGUCAUUUCAUUAUAGUAAUCGCCUUACUUCUGUACGACGUUAGGCAUGACGAAGUACGUCGAGCCAAAGCGAUCUUCUUUAUAUUUAUUGGAUUUGUAUACCUAUUUUGUUUGAUCGAGUUUAAGUUGAAAUUUAAAAAGCCAAAAUUUAUUUAUAACGGAUUUUUUCUACUAACGUUUUUAGAGAAUCUCGUGAUGGUUCUUAUUUGGUGGUUUCGUGACAUUGAUGAAAUUCUUCAAGAUUAUUGGUACAAAUUCAUAUUUUAUAUAAUUAUUGUUUGCUCCUUGUUUAGCAUGUUAUCAAUGUUUUUAUACCUUAACGUUCUGAAACCUAAAAAAGUUGUUAUAAAUAGGAUACCCAAUUCAGACGUGAUCAAAUAGUGUGAUAAAGCUAAAACAACCCCAAAUGCAUUAAGUGUAUUUAUUUAUUCACCAUUAUAACUGAAAAAUAAAUACUAAGUAAGUUACAAUCUGACAGCUGGUUGCAAUCCUCUUGAUUGAAAUAACAAUCUCAUUGUUUAUACAUUCUGUUUUGUUAGUAUCUUCCUAAAUUUAGUUUUACGGUUUUAAACUACCUACUUUUUUCAUGUUUGCAGAAGGACAGAAUACAUAUAUGCAGUUUCCAAUUAUACAAUUAACAGUAUUAAUUCAAAAAAUGUCGAAAUAAAAUUUAAAUUGUAGGUAUACCUAUAGUUUACAGUUUUAUUAUUUUCUGAUUUAUACCUACCUAAGUACAUACCUACCUGGAUUUUCUAUGUCAAUGUUGUAUAUACAAAAAAAAUUAUUUUCGACAAUACAGCGGUGAGCGAACCCUCGCUGUUUAUAUUGAUAUUUUCAAAAUUCAGUUCAAAAAUUGUUAUUUCUAUUUAACAAUAUAGCCAUACCACAAUAAAAUUAUGUAUUUAUAUAGAAAAUAAGUGCUGAAACAGUUGCCCUCAAGUGAGUAGGUAAAGUGUAAGUUAAGUAGGUAGAGACAGAUUACUAAAUGACAGAUUUGCAUAAUAAAUUGAGUAAUAAAAUUUCGGAUGGAUUAAAUCACUCACUGUCACAUUGCUAUAAAAAAGCACAAGCGUUGUAGAUCUCCUCAAAAGAAAUUAGUUAAUCAAUUAAUGUCUAAUGAAUAAAAGAAAAAUGAAUCGUAAAAUAUCUACACAUCUACAAAGCGGUAUUAAAUUAAGCCGGGUUGAUAAUAGGUUACAACGUGCCCACGACAACGUUGUAUUUAAAUUGAAUAUUGUGCGUACCUGAUCUUUUUGCCUUUAGGAUGACAUUAAAAAAGCGUUAUGAAUGGAAACAUGAUUUGGUUGAGAUAUUUUGAUUUCAAUCUACUUAUAUAUAAGAGGAUUUAUUUGUUUCCGUAGGCGUGUUAUUUACGACACAAUAACGAAAUAACGUUGCUUUUAGAGAAUCAUUAUGUCGCCUUUAGUGUUUUGGCCUUUCUCUUCGUAAUUAUUUAAGUAUCAACCUUUUCUUGAUUGACCAAAUACAAAGACCAAAUUCUAA
This is a messenger RNA of Photinus pyralis (common eastern firefly), 2648 nucleotides long. RefSeq lists its product as uncharacterized. Gene Ontology annotation, biological process: apoptotic process involved in development; phosphatidylserine exposure on apoptotic cell surface; engulfment of apoptotic cell. Gene Ontology annotation, cellular component: plasma membrane. The record is from RefSeq and is a predicted model, not a curated record. NCBI's taxonomy places the organism in Eukaryota, Metazoa, Arthropoda, Insecta, Coleoptera, Lampyridae. The transcript is spliced from 3 exons. The coding region runs from base 33 to 1526 and encodes 497 amino acids.